CCCGCCACCUGUUCGUCAUAGUAGUUCUGUCAGUUCAACUCAACAGUCUGUUUCUGCUUGGAUUUAUCAUAGGCUCUCGAAAUUAGUUCCUGUAUUUUUUUUGUAAUAUUGCAAUUUGUAUUUAUUUCUGGGAAAUGACCAUCACAAAUUUCUCAAUUGACUAUGAAUCCAUCAACAGCCAAAACAUCUUCACAAACGGAGAUACAAUCAAUGGAAGAAUCAUUGUGGAGGUCUCGAAAGAAACUUCAAUCCAAUCGCUAACCUUCAUCGGAAAAGGAAGUGCAAGGGUUCGCUGGCAUGAACGUCAUGGGAAACAUGAUCGUUUCUACUGGUCUAAUGAGGAAUAUUAUGAGAUCAAGCAACAUAUCUUGAAAGCCGACACUGAAUUUAUUGCCAAAGGAAGACAUGUGUUCCCCUUUUCCUUCAUGGUCCCUAACAGGAAAAUGCCAUCAUCGUUCAAGUCAACGAUUGGUAGAAUUGUUCAUAAGGUUAAAGCGGAGCUUAAACAAUCGAUGAAAUUGAAAUUGACCAAAAAAGCGAAAGCCCACUUCACAUUUGUCUCCAAAGCAGACAUGGAUAUACCUGGACUUAUGGAACCUCAGCAUGAUUGCACCGAUAAAAAAAUUUCAGUCUUUGGUUCCGGAACCAUUGCAAUGGAUGCGUACACAAAGAAAAUGGGUUACAAACCAGGUGAAGACCUCCAAGUCAAAGUUGAAAUUCAUAACCACGCGUCCCGUGACUUGAAGCCCAAAUUUGUAUUGUACGAAAAGCAGAGUUUCUUUGCUCAAGGUCGCAGGAGACUUCACACACAGGAUAUCGUUAAGGACAAACUUGACACUGUUGAUGCCCGUAGCAAAGAGACAGUGGAGAAAAGGAUUCGAAUCCCAACAAAUCUGCCUCCCUCCAUUCUGAACUCAGCCAUCAUCAAGCUGGAAUACAGGCUGAAGAUCUUUCUGGAUGUCAAAUAUGCAAUAGACCCGAAAAUCAAACUUCCGAUAGUUGUCCUACCUGCGUUUGAGUUUCCUGCAAGAAACCAACCUCCAGGUCCGGUUGUCUAUGGAUUUGAGGACUUUGGGAACAAAAAGCAACAGAGCUGGAGCGAAGCAACCCAACCUAUGGACCUCCCUCCACCAUAUGAAGCACAUGAUGUGUAUCCCAGCUUUAGUCGUUCUGAGAAAUAUGGAAGUUGAUCAUAAAUCUUUCAAAUAAAUUGGACCCAGAACGGUGCCAAAACAACACAACAAAUACAUCAAAGUAAAAAAAAAUUUGAUUAUCUUUUUUGGGUGGUGAAAAUUACCAUCGAACGAAAUUAUUUUCAUUUAUUAUAAUGCUAAAUCUGUAUUAAAGGAGAACUAAACCAUUUUUUCCAAGCACUUGUAAAAACACCCAGAUUAAUAUUGCAAUAAUGGAAUAAAUCAGAAUCAAAAUCUCAAAUUGGAGUUACAGAUAUCUACAAUUCCCUUGCAGAUAUCCGUAAUUCCCUAGCGAAUAUUGACGGCUGAAUAGCAAUCUGCAACUAGACUGUACAAUUCCUGGUUUAGACGAAUCACAAUUGUCUUCCACAUAUUUUGAUUGAAAUUGCUUCAAAAUGUGGCCAAUGACUGGUCAGGAAGUUGCUGUUGUUGUUGUUCUCUAUAAUGUUAAUUCCGGAUAGUCAAACUUACCUUUUAAAUGUUAAAUGCUAAAUCUUCACAAUUGAGCACGCUUUCAGCAACUAUCUUCAACCAUGUGUAAUGUAUUUAGAAACAAUUCUCUGAAUUGACGUUACAGGAACUUUACAGGUAAUUUGAGCAAAUGUGUUAUUUCGGAAGUCUGUAUCAAACUGAUAGCGCUUUGUAUUAAUUAGUACUAAAGAAGUAGCUCUCAAUUUCUGGCCGGUGACCGCUGGUGUAAAGCAUGGGCAGAGAAACAGAAAGUCAGUGUCUAUAAUUGACGAAAUAAGCCCGAUACAUUUGAUCAGUUGAUCAAUAGCGUGCAUUUUCAAAAAGGUUUGGUGGCUUGUGUCUUAGCAUGUUAGCUCCCAUCUAGUUAGCCCCCAGCUCGUUAGCGCUUUGCUAGUCAGUCAGUCCUCCGCGUCCUCACGCUCGCUGUUCUUUUGUUUGUGUGUGCGUGUGUGUUAUACUUUUAAAAUAAACUGUCAUAAUGUACUACAUAACAGCUGUGCUUUUGUAUUAGUUUUUGUUUGUUUGCUUUUUGUUUCCAAACGAUAGUAUGAUCCAUGAAUUUUGCCAAGCAACAAGCGCAAACCUGUCAUGUGAGCAACCUGUUCAAUUCUGUUUAUUUGCAGUCUUGCUGCACCCAUGAACUAGCUAAAAUGACUAUUUCAUAGUCGUAAAAUAUUAAAAUGGAUGAAUGAGUUCCAGAAACCCACAACAAAUCUGACUUAACAUCGUCAUGUUACAAUUUCUAUUUCAAGCGAGCUAAUGAGUAACUAAUGCUGUAUACUAAAAUGACACAUGCAUGUUAAUUAGUGAGCUCAAAUGGGGGAGGAAAAAAAAGUAUCCCACUGACAAAAGUAUGUAACUACAGGAGAAGGAACAUCCACAGUACAAAACUACAGUACGGUAUUUGAUUUCAAAGUAACCCAACCCUAAUUUUACAGCUUUUCUAAUUUGACAAAGAUGGUUUGUGCAUGAUUGUGAAAACAGAGAAAUGACAUCUUCCUCAUUUGGGGCUCAUCAUAAUUUAAAGGCAAAACUCAAACAACCAAGGAAGACCAAAAGAAGGGCUGACACCGAAUUCAUAUUCCUUCAAAAAGAAGGCAUGGAUAUCUCUGCACUUAUGGAACCUCAGCAUGAUCGCGUCCAGAAAAAUAUCAAGCUCUCUGGAACAGUAACAAUGGAUGUUUACACAGAAGAAAACGGUGUACAAACCAGCUUCACAAAUGGAACCAGCUUCAGAGGAAGAACCACUGUGAAUUUUUGGAAAAACCUACCCAUCUAAGGAGAUAAUUUAUAUCAUCAAAGAAGACAUAAUGAACACGGCUCCGGAUAUGAAACAACCAAUGACUUUAGAAGGAAUGUUUGAAACUGACUUCGCAUUGUAUCCAAAACAAGGCAUGGCUCCACUUACGGAACCUCAGCAUGCUCAGAUCCAGAAACAUGUCAAACGCUUUGGCUCCGGAUCGGUAACAAUGGAUGUUUUCACCGACAAGAUGGCCUACAAACCAGGUACAUGACAAUGCAUUUGUGAGCAUCAUAAACUUCACACAUUCUGGGCUCAUAAACAAAUAAUUUUUUUGGCCGUGUAGGUGAGGGUCUCCAAGUCAGAGUUAAAAUCAACAACCGAUCAGUUUGUGCAGUGACGCCCAAGUACAUAUUGUACAGAAAGCAAAGUCGGAUUUUCCCAGGUGGGAGGACAAUUGGCGUGUUUCCGAUCCUCAAGAGAAAUGCCAAGCCUGUUCACGCCCACAGCAACGAGACUAUCACCACUGUGAUCACCAUCCCAAGAGGGAUACCUCCCACCAUUUCAAUUGAGUCACCCAUUGAAAUUCAGUACAACUUGAAGGUAAACUAGACUGACAUUAUGUCAUUAUAAAUGACAUUAUAAAUGACAUCAUAAAUUCUGUGAGCCUGUUUUUAUGGUUAGAGAAGUGGUGUUUUUAAAUGGGAAAAAAAAGGUGUGCCACCAACGACAAGUAGUUUUGACCAUGCUUUCCUUAAUCUGAACAGUGGCAUGGUCACUUGUUACCGGGCAAACUCCAUCCUGCUGCAUUCCUAUUGGAUGAUUAAAAAUUGCUGUGUGCCAGACAAGCCAACGACGCUGUUUGACUGAGCCAGCAAGAAAGUCAGGCACACACACGCAAACACUUUCCUCCCAAACAGCACUGUAAGGAUUAUGAGAGAAUUUAUUUUCACGCUUUUGAAUUGAAAUCGACAAUUUGACGAACAGAUAUCUGACAUCUGCGCUCAUGAAGAUGUUGGACCCACACGAAGAGCGUCACAGAACAGCUGCUGGACCCUUGACAGUUUCCCUACAGGUCAGUGGAUGAUGUGGUCAGUGUGGAGUUACCCUUCCUCUUGGGAUUUACACCAGGAUCCUUUUCUUAGACUGCGCUCUACGCCAUCAUCCCAGAACUCUUCUUCUCCUAGCAUCUCCUACUCAGCGUUUCUGCUGUCACUGGCAGUGGGUUCAUUGCUUCCUGACAGGCAGCACACAGCAAGGGAGACUCGGGCAAACCACCUCAUCCACAUGGUGAUGAGUCUGCAUAUCAAUGCAUGCAUGUGGAACGGCUAGCUAGCACAACCUGGAGUUGAACACGCUUAACAAUGUAGCGUUUCAAGUUCCUGGGAACUAGAAUCUCUCAGGACCUGAAAUGGAAGUCGAUCAUCAACCCCCACGAAUCUGGAAAUGGGAGCUUGUUAAAACCUUUUCAUCGAAAUGUGUAUAUGUCAAAGCAAAAGUAAUUGGAAUAGUUUUCUUUUUUUUCAUGACUCAAUCUCACCAUGUUUGCACAUUAUGUAUGAAAAAAAAACAUUUCAACUUAUUAUCUUUUUGUUGUAUUUCUUCAGGUCUGGCUGGAUAUGACUGGCUCAAACUUCACAUACCUCACACUGCCAAUACUUAUCUUAUCCAACAGUUUACAUUCUGCCAAACAACGAACCCAACAACAACAAUUGCCAGAUGAUUUCACUUUGGAAGUUGCUGUUUUUCCAAAACCAAACCAGCAAAUGCCGAAGGCUGGAAAACGAUCACCAAAACCCCGGUCUAUGGACUACCCUCCUAACUACUAAAAUAAUGCAAAAGGGAAGCCAUUGCUCUUUGUUGCUUAACCUUUGCAUGGGAUUCACAUAAUGGCAAGAAAUUGCAUCCAAGCAUCUUGUAUAUAAGCCCUUUCAAACUUGCACGUAGGUGGCAAUUGUUAGUAGCCGAUUCAAUUCUGUGUAUAUCCAAGCAAACAAAUGGCAACACGAUAGAUGUAUGUCGAUAUGUGCACUAUAUUUAUAUAUUUACAUAUUUAUAUAUAUAUAUAUAUAUAUAUAUAUUUAUUUAUACUAGUGUGUACAACCUAGAGCAAUGAUUCUCAAAGUGUGGUACGAGUAGAGGUACCAGUACGUGGAAGAAUCACUGUCCAAGUACGAGUUCAGUUUAACUUUUAAAUUGAAUAUUUUUGCAUUUCAUCUGUGAGAAUUGUUUUGUUUUGUUUUUAAACCUUUAUUUGGGUACAUUUUUAUUUAACGUUUGACUUUCAUGAAAUAGAUUUUAAUUGAAACAUUAUUUAAGAGCAUUUUUUUUAUUUUCCUAAAUUUAAGUGUGGUGUAUAAUUUUUAUGAAUAAGACCGCGGUGUUGUUUUUGAUGAAUGCACAUUCUACUCCACUGUAUUUGAAUGUUAGUUAUGAUGGUGAUACUUCGAGAGCGAUGUAUUGUUUUAGGUCGUAAAAAAAAAAAGUUUGGCCACCACUGACCUUGACAAAUGGUACUUACAGCUACAAAAUGUGUUGGACAUGCUGAAAUAAAUAAAAUCUGAUUAUUCAUCCUUUUUUAAACUGUA
Phycodurus eques (leafy seadragon) is the source of this 5492-nucleotide messenger RNA. RefSeq names its product arrestin domain-containing protein 3-like. Gene Ontology annotation, biological process: protein transport. The record is from RefSeq and is a predicted model, not a curated record. The transcript is spliced from 12 exons. Gene Ontology annotation, cellular component: plasma membrane; cytoplasm. The coding region runs from base 135 to 1190 and encodes 351 amino acids. Lineage: Eukaryota; Metazoa; Chordata; Actinopteri; Syngnathiformes; Syngnathidae.